UAGCAAGGGAUUGCUUCUCGAAGUGCUAGCAUACAUUAGGCUCGCAGGGCGCAGUCGAUUUUGCACAAGAAUGGAGAGCCGGAUAUUAUGCAUAUAUCAAAAGAGUCACCCAGGGCGAGGAGGGUACUUUUAACGCAGACAUUAUGCAUCGACAAAUCCUGGAUGAUAUGCUCACCACACCACGGUGGUCUCAUCUUGCAGAAGUCUGGGGGGAUACCGAUCGUAAAGAGCUUACAAUGAUUUGGCACAACUUGGACGUGUACCAGGACACCAUCCCUGGCCUGACGGAACUCAAACGUCAUGUCAAUAUCCUUGCUCUAUCAAAUGGAAACUUCAGAUUGCUUCUUGACCUGGCAAAGAACCAAGGCGUUCCCUGGGAUGGUAUCUUCUCGUCGGAAAAUUUCGGAUCCUACAAGCCUAAUAAACUGGUCUAUCUAUCAGCAGCAUACCACCUUUCUUUACCUCCUCACAAGAUAGCAAUGGUUGCUGCGCACAGGUUAGACCUCCUUGCUGCCGCCAGCGUCGGUUUCAAGACGAUAUACGUACCACGACCUACUGAAGAUUCGCGUGAAGUAAGGGAGAGUAUGCGUAGCAAGAAGGACGGUGGUGAAGUGGAUCUUGUGGUUAAAGAUUUUCACGAGCUGGCGAGGCUGAUGGGCGAAGCUCGACAAAGUUGAAGCCUGCGAUUUGUAUAUACUUUGUAAGUCCUUGACGUAUCCGUUAUCACUUGCCCAUGUAUAUGAAAGCUCUCUGUUCUUGUGGACCAAAUACAAGCAGCCAUAAUAUUUCUGGCGUCCCGACGUGCGCUGGCA
Messenger RNA from Suillus clintonianus, 812 nucleotides. Its product is annotated as HAD-like domain-containing protein. The transcript has 7 exons. The record is from RefSeq and is a predicted model, not a curated record. Lineage: Eukaryota; Fungi; Basidiomycota; Agaricomycetes; Boletales; Suillaceae. Bases 144 to 677 code for a protein of 177 amino acids.